Molecule: messenger RNA, 3607 nt
Organism: Arachis stenosperma
Lineage: Eukaryota; Viridiplantae; Streptophyta; Magnoliopsida; Fabales; Fabaceae
Product: DExH-box ATP-dependent RNA helicase DExH10
Exons: 16
Coding region: 152-3196 (1014 amino acids)
Biological process (GO): maturation of 5.8S rRNA; RNA catabolic process
Cellular component (GO): nucleus
Molecular function (GO): RNA helicase activity; RNA binding; ATP binding
Source: RefSeq, a predicted model, not a curated record
CGUAUAGGGUUUUCCGUACACCCAAAAGAAAAAAAGUUAUUUCCAUUUCGGCUUCGAAGUCAAAAUUCUAACGUCCGAAUCCCAAUUAGGGUUUCUGGUUGUCCGAAACCGUUGCAGGUAGCAGCAGCUAAGCACUGAACUGAGCUAAACAAUGGAGGAACUGAAGGAAUCUCCAACACUGGGAAAACGGAAGGAACCUGAAUACGAUUCACAAUCAGAACGCACCACCGAAAUCUCAACCCAAACCAAAACACCAGAACCCCAGAAACCAACUCCGAAGAAGCCUCGAAGCUCAGCACGAACCUGCGUCCACGAAGUCGCUGUUCCCAGCGGUUACAACUCCACCAAGGACGAAUCCCUCCAUGGCACACUCUCCAACCCUGUCUAUAAUGGUCCCAUGGCCAAAACCUACCCUUUCACCCUCGACCCCUUCCAGAGUGUCUCUGUUGCGUGCCUCGAGCGCAAUGAGUCAGUGCUUGUCUCCGCCCACACCUCCGCUGGAAAAACCGCCGUCGCCGAAUACGCCAUUGCAAUGUCGUUCAGGGACAAGCAGAGAGUCAUCUACACUUCGCCCCUGAAGGCUCUCAGCAACCAGAAGUACCGGGAGCUCUAUCAGGAGUUCAAAGAUGUUGGCCUUAUGACCGGUGAUGUUACCCUUUCGCCUAACGCCACUUGCCUUGUAAUGACUACUGAGAUUCUUAGGGGUAUGCUUUACAGGGGCUCUGAGGUUUUGAAGGAAGUUGCUUGGGUUAUCUUUGAUGAGAUUCAUUAUAUGAAGGAUCGUGAGAGGGGUGUUGUUUGGGAAGAGAGUAUAAUCUUUUUGCCGCCCGCUAUUAAGAUGGUUUUUUUGUCUGCAACUAUGUCGAAUGCAACCGAGUUUGCAGAGUGGAUUUGUAAUAUUCACAAGCAGCCUUGCCAUGUUGUGUACACUGACUUUAGGCCUACUCCUUUGCAGCACUAUGUUUUCCCCGUGGGGGGCAGUGGAUUGUAUUUGGUUGUUGAUGAAAAUGAGCAGUUCAGGGAGGAGAAUUUCUUGAAGCUGCAGGAUACUUUUUCAAAGCAGAAAGUGGUCGACAGAGGCAGGGGUGCUAAAUCCAAUGGCAAACAUGGAAAAGGAGGUUCUGGCGGGUCAGACAUAUACAAGAUUGUCAAGGUCAGUUGUCCUUCUUUGUAUUAUUGCCGGGCUCAUCUUGUUGUUUACAUGCAAAGCCGAUAUAAAAAGAUGAUAAUGGAACGGAAAUUCCAACCUGUUAUCAUAUUUAGCUUCAGCAGAAGAGAGUGUGAACAGCAUGCAAUGUCGAUGUCUAAGCUUGACUUCAAUACCCAAGAGGAGAAGGACACAGUGGAAGAUGUUUUUCGCAGUGCAGUGCUCUGUUUGAAUGAAGAUGACAGGAGCUUACCGGCAAUUGAGUUGAUGUUGCCACUCCUUCAGCGAGGGAUUGCUGUCCAUCAUUCUGGCCUUCUUCCUGUCAUCAAAGAAUUGGUUGAGCUUCUCUUCCAGGAAGGCCUUGUAAAGGCCCUCUUUGCUACUGAGACAUUUGCAAUGGGUUUGAAUAUGCCAGCAAAAACUGUUGUGUUCACUGCCGUUAAAAAGUGGGAUGGUGAUAGUCACCGAUAUAUUGGAUCCGGUGAAUAUAUACAGAUGAGUGGAAGAGCUGGGCGUCGUGGCAAGGAUGAGCGCGGAAUUUGUAUCAUAAUGAUUGAUGAGCAAAUGGAAAUGAAUAACCUCAAGGAAAUGGUUUUGGGUAAACCUGCGCCUUUAGUUAGUACUUUCAGGUUAAGCUACUACUCAAUUUUAAAUUUGAUGAGCCGUGCUGAAGGCCAGUUCACCGCAGAACACGUGAUAAAAAAUUCAUUUCAUCAAUUUCAAUAUGAAAAGGCCUUACCUGGUAUAGGGAAAAGGGUGUCAAAGCUAGAGGAAGAAGUAGCUUUGCUUGAUGCUUCAGGGGAGGCUGAAGUAUCUGAAUAUCAUAAGCUGAAACUGGAAAUUGCACAGCUUGAAAAGAAGAUGAUGGCACAAAUAAUAAGACCUGAAAUGAUUCUUUAUUUUCUUGUCCCUGGUCGAUUGAUCAGAGUGAGAGAAGGUGGAACUGAUUGGGGCUGGGGUGUUGUUGUCAAUGUUGUUAAGAAACCUGCUGGUGGUGGUUAUAUAGUUGAUACUUUGCUUCAUUGUUCACCUAGUUCAAAUGAAAAUAGCUCACGGCCAAAGCCAUGUCCGCCUCGCCCUGGAGAGAAAGGUGAAAUGCAUGUGGUCCCUGUUCAAUUACCAUUAAUUGCUGCUCUUAGUAAAUUGAGGGUCUCCAUACCUCCUGACCUUCGGCCCUUGGAAGCAAGGCAGAGCAUAUUGCUUGCUGUACAGGAGCUGGGCAACCGUUUUCCUCAAGGUCUUCCAAAGCUUAACCCUGUGAAGGACAUGGACAUACGUGAUUCUGUGAUAGUUGAGCUUGUAACUCAAAUCGAGGAACUUGAGAAAAAAUUAUUUUCUCAUCCUAUGCAUAAGCACCAAGAUGUGGAUCAAAUUAAGUGCUUUCAGAGGAAAGCAGAAGUAAAUCAUGAAAUUCAGCAACUGAAGACGAAAAUGCGUGAUUCUCAGCUACAAAAAUUUCGUGAAGAAUUAAAGAAUCGCUCACGGGUCUUGAAGAAGCUUGGUCACAUUGAUGCUGAUGGUGUAGUUCAGUUGAAGGGACGGGCAGCCUGCUUGAUUGACACGGGCGAUGAACUCCUUGUCACUGAAUUAAUGUUUAAUGGUACCUUUAAUGAUCUUGACCAUCAUCAAGUUGCUGCCCUUGCAAGUUGUUUUAUACCAGGAGAUAAAUCAACUGAGCAGAUACAACUGAGAACUGAGCUUGCUAGACCUCUUCAACAGCUUCAAGAUAGUGCAAGAAGGAUAGCAGAGAUACAACAUGAAUGCAAAUUGGAUAUAAAUGUGAAUGAGUACGUAGAGUCAACAGUGAGGCCAUACUUGAUGGAUGUAAUAUACUCUUGGUCAAAGGGUGCAAAUUUUGCGGAUGUUAUACAAAUGACUGACGUCUUUGAGGGAAGUAUCAUCAGGAGUGCUAGAAGGCUUGAUGAGUUUUUGAAUCAGUUGCGUGCUGCUGCUAAUGCAGUUGGGGAGGUCGAUUUGGAGAAGAAAUUUACAGCAGCAGGUGAAAGCCUUCGACGAGGAAUUAUGUUUGCAAAUUCUCUGUACCUAUGAUUUGUCGCCUGCAGAGUUCAUUGGCUCCAUUCCUUAAUUAUGGCCGCUACAGUUUUUGGGUUGCAUUCCAUUUUUCUGGGUGCACUAAUCUUUUCCUUGUAAAUAUGCAAUUCUUAAUUCACAUCAUAUACAGUCACCAUUAGUGAAGGGAAGUGAUUGUAGAAUCAGAAAAUUCCCGUCAGUAGAAGUCCUAGUGUGGGAUCAUGUAGGGUUAUGAAAUUUUGUAUCUACUUAGAAGGUUCAGAUUGGUAGCAUAUUUCACCCGUCAGAAGCUUGUAGCGGAGAAGAAUACGAGAUUCAAUCAUUAACUUGCAGAGGACUGAGGGGAGUCAUGUUGACUUGUAAUUUUUGAGAAUUUUUAGAAAGAAAUUUUGGAUUUACUGUAAGUUGUAUGCCAUGCUCCUUCAUUUU